Messenger RNA from Penicillium verhagenii, 600 nucleotides. RefSeq lists its product as uncharacterized. Bases 1 to 600 code for a protein of 199 amino acids. Lineage: Eukaryota; Fungi; Ascomycota; Eurotiomycetes; Eurotiales; Aspergillaceae. The record is from RefSeq and is a predicted model, not a curated record. The transcript is spliced from 3 exons.
AUGGCCGCUCCCAUCUCCAAAGAUAUUACUAAUCUAGUUGGAAAAUGGAGACUGAACAGGAAGCUAUCUGACGAUCCAGAUGCAGUGUUCGCUUUGCAAGGUGUACCCUGGAUUACACGCAAGGUUCUCCGUUUCGCCAACCUUUCUUUGGAAAUCACCCAGUCGGUUUCGUUGUCGGAUACAAGCAGCGAAAGCGCCACCGACUCCUCUUCGGACAUCGGUUCGGUCACGACCAUGCAUGUGAAACAAGUUGUUCAUCCGGGUGGAUUCAACAGUGAGACAUCUUGCCCUCUGAACGGAGUUGGACAGGACAUGUCAUUGCCCAUUUUUGGAGACAUCACAAUGCAACUGCGGUACAUGAACACCGCGACCAUCAUGGACGACGAGCUGCGCAACGCGUUCGAAGAAGGCUGCUCUUCCAAUUUGGUCAUUGAUGAGGAAGCCUACAAUACUAAAAUGGAUUGGACUGCGCGUGUUUUCUGGGGGUUUGAGAUGAUCGAUGGGAAGAGGUAUUUCACCCGGCAUGCGACGACGAAGAAGGGGUCGAAGAAUGAUGGAAUAGUUACUGCGCGGAUGGUGUAUGAUUAUGAGACUCAGUGA